Messenger RNA from Macroventuria anomochaeta, 2140 nucleotides. RefSeq lists its product as uncharacterized. Lineage: Eukaryota; Fungi; Ascomycota; Dothideomycetes; Pleosporales; Didymellaceae. The record is from RefSeq and is a predicted model, not a curated record. Bases 256 to 1977 code for a protein of 573 amino acids. The transcript has 2 exons.
CUGCUCUCCAACCCAGCGACCCAGCGACCCAGCGACCCAGCUCGGGUUCAUGGCUGAAACCUGCCUCCACACGCUCGUCAUGAGUCCUAGUGGCUGGCUACAGGCCGUAGCUACCGUGUGAUCGCCGCGGUACAUGCAUGGGGCCCAUCCCUAUAUCGUUCGCCGCGGAAGGCAGCAUCACCACCACGGUGAGAGUGCUUGACUGCGACAACCACCCUUCCACGAGCAUGCUGGCAUACUCCAGAACCAUGCAAGAUGGAGUCGGCCCACCUCACCAAAGCUCAUGAGCAUGUUCGAAAUGCGCAGACUGCUACGCUGAGCAGCAGCAUUGCGACUGCGGGAGACGAGCACGAUCAUGCCGCCGCUCUCUUCCACGACGCUUCUCAGGACACACACAACGCUGAGGCCCUCCGCAUCCUCAGCCUGCUCGAAGAUCACCACCGCAAGCUCGCCGGCCUGAUCAAGGAAGCCCCGCGCAGGAGCGACAGGAAGAGCAGCAGUAGCACAAGCAAGCUCCCGGAGAGCACCACGACCCCGUCCUCUACAAAGGCCGCUAGCCCACGAACGCAUUCGCCCUCCACACUGUCGCCAAGAACGCACCGCAGACUUCCACAAUCAUCCAUCGCCAGCAACCUCGCCGAGAAGCGCGGCAUACCGAGCGCAAGACGCACCACGAGCGGCACUGCAGUCACCGUCUCUGGCGCCAUCGCAGCUCGAGACGGGCAAGCCACCCCUGUGAGAGACUUGCUGGAAAGGCAGUCGCGCAAGUCAGACCAGAGCAGAUCGAGGGAGCUCUCAACGCCAAAGGAGGCACCGCAGCCUUCGUCCCCUCCGCCCGAAGACAACUUCCGUCGAUUCUACUCUGCCUUUGGAGGCGUCAUAUCCGCCAUAUCCGCUCCCUUAGCAUUCACCUCGCUCCCGCUCAACCCCACCCCGCCGACACCAGCUCCAGAGCCUCCGAGAGCCGAGAAGUCGUCUGAAGCCAAGUCGCGCAACUCGUCACCAGAGGCUUCCCGUACCGUCAAGUCCUCCGUCCCUGACCUCGCUGCCCUGAUCAGCAAGCCAGCUUUACGCGCACUCCGUAGCGAUGGCGGUACGCCUCUCAACCCCAACGAGUCGUUCUACCUUGUCCCCACGUCUGGCGGCACGGUCACAUACGCAAGCAUGCUACAGGGCUCCGGCGCCCAACCUUACCACCUCAACCCCAUCGAUGAAGGGUCAGGCUCUUUGAAGGGCAGUCACGAUGAAUUCGUCGACGCGCAAGAGAGCGUAGGACCACCCUCACCCACCAGCUCCCGACGCCCACGAUCCCGCAGCUCCGCGGGUCAAGUAACAGCCCAACGCACCAUACCGGCUGGCCGCGGCACCGGUCUCAAAACCCUCGAAGAACUUGCCCUCGAAAACGAAACCCUCAAGUCCCUCGUAGACAAGCAAGCCAAGCGCAUCCAGAUGUGGGAAACAAACUCCCAAAACCAGUUCAACGCCCUCGCACAAUCCUUCCGCGUCCGCCCGCCCGCCAGACUCUCCAGCGACCCCAACGCGCUCGCCCAUGCCCUGUCUCUCGGCGCAAACGCCAUGCCCGCUCUCCCCUCUCCUCCCAUCCCCGGCAGUCACACACACGACCCACACGACCCACACGACCCACAAUCCCCAGGCGCAACAGAUCCCUCCACCGCCAGAAGAAUCGCCGACCUAGAAGCCCAGCUCGCCGCGCAAACACACCGCUUAGAAGAUCUAAGCAGCACAAACGCCCAGCUAGCGCGGCAGAACGAAAAGGAUAAGCAGGUCAUUGGACGGUAUAGGGAGCAGUGGGAGAAACUGAAGGCUGGGGCCAGGAGGAAGGAGCAAGAGAGGAAGGAGAGCAGGCUGAAUGAGGUCAGGGCUGGAAAACAGACAAAGGAUAGCGAGAGUGCAGAUGCCGCGGGCGAGGUGGAGGAUGGGCCCGAGGAUGGGGAGGCGGAUUUUGGGAGGGCGUAGGCGUGACGGAGAGGUUAGAUGGUUAGCUGUCAAGUAUCGAUACAUAUAUCAUGGAUUCACACAUAUUCGUCGAAGGAACGAUGGGCAUAUGCCAGCCUUCUAUAUCGUGCAUCCUCAUUUUGAGUUGGAGUGGUGAACCGCGUCUGCCAACAUCACGCCUCAC